Molecule: messenger RNA, 6579 nt
Organism: Nasonia vitripennis (jewel wasp)
Lineage: Eukaryota; Metazoa; Arthropoda; Insecta; Hymenoptera; Pteromalidae
Product: lateral signaling target protein 2 homolog
Exons: 6
Coding region: 1206-2441 (411 amino acids)
Source: RefSeq, a predicted model, not a curated record
GCGCGCACUCGCUGCGCGAUAUAUAGCUAUAUACACCGCCACUCUCUCGCGCUCCGUGUGUGUGUGUAGGUGCUCUUUGUGAACCGAGCGAGCUAGAGAGAGAGAGCCAGUACGCCAGUAUAUACGCGGAGCGCCAUUGGCUUCCUUCUCUCUCGCGCAGCUCGCACAGCUAGUGCGUGCAGCCGUGCUGGCUGCUGCGGCCAGGACGUUAAUAUUCUCCAGUUCCGUGUGUGCAUCGCGUACGCAAAGUGCAGGUAGUUCAGUAGUCGCGAGAAGAGAGAGAGAGAGAGCAGCAGCUCCGUUCUCGAGAAUACGGAGUACAGCAGCGAGAGCUUCCUCGGAGCUCGCAGGAUGCAGCGUAAGCAUCUGCCGACCUUAGGAGGGACGACAUCGCGGCCAGUGCGAAGUUCAUGAUGGAAAUCCCGCAGCGGAGUGAAUGAGUGCCGGAAGAGCGACACAGGAUGCGAGAAGGAGGCCGCGAAGGCGCCAUAAUAAAGUGUCGAGCGUCAGUUGAGGAUUGCCGGCGUCGUCAAGCCCGCGUGCAGCUGCGAGCGAGACGGAGCAGACGAAUUGAUCGCGCGCGCGCGCGCCGCCGUUACCACGCCGCCGCCGCUGCCGCUGCUUAUCUGCUCUCUCUCCCGUUGUUGGCACGGCUCUAAUCGCCGCCGCCGCCGCUGCCGCAGCAGCGCUGGAAAGGAAGAGUCGAGCGCAGCGUGAAUAGCCUUGUUGCAUCGGAAAAUGUUCAAUCGGGACGCCUGUGAGAGCAGUCCGAAAAUACGAGAGCUCAGGAGCAGCACAUAAGUUUGUAAAGUGGGGACUCGACGCUCUCUCUCUCUCUCUCUCUCCUCCUUCCAUUGGAGGCGCCGAGGUCGCAUCGCAUCGCACGUAGGCGGCCUCUGCAGACACACGCAGAGAGUUAUACACGAGAGACCGGAGCCUGCAGGAGGGAAACGCCGCUCAGCCACCGAAAAGUUUCAGUGCCGUUGGCUGCUCGAGAGAAAACGCAACGCCGGGGACGCGCGCGGGACUCUCGGCAGUCGAUGCAGAGUAUAUACACAGCAGUGCGUGGGAGACCGACGCUGAUAUACGAUAUACACGCGCGCGCGCCGAGUGAUUGUUGUUUGUGCUGUGCUACAGUAUACCUAGUAUAAUACCUAUACGGCUUGUCGCGAGACAGAGAUACACACACACACACACACAACGAGAUGAGUGACCCAUCGGCCGCACGAUUCGACGGAACUAUGCUCAAGUUCCUCACGCACAAGCUAAGGACUCACUCGCUCAACGAGGAUCCCAAUCAAGAGAAGGCGGACGACGACCAUGAUUCUGGGACUGAGUCGGAUGACGAGUUCCAAAAUGGAGGUGACAUCGCCGACGAAUUGUCCACUGCUAUGGACAGUCUCGAAGAGGCUGGAGCGGCUCGCGACAGUGCGGUGCCCUCGGACGCGGAUCUCGGCGCCUCGCCACCCUCGACGACGACGACGCCUUCCUCGGUCUUCGGCUUCCAGCAUCAGAUGCCGAGUAGCAGCAGCGGCUGCAGCAGCACCGAGACGCCCCCGAUCGAGCAGUCCUACGAGUUUCUGCUGAGGCUCGCCCAGACCGACCAGCACAGCUCCGAGGAGGAGCUCGAGGUGAUCAAUGGGCCAAAGGUCGUCGAGGCUGCUCCGACGCUGGCCAGCACCUCGACCGCCCAGACUCCGCUGCUUGUCAGGCCGAACGCCGCACCCGAGAAGCGAAAGUGGUCAGAAGCCAACAGCAGCAGUGCCGGCUGCUCUUCGCAGAGUCAGCACAAGCAGACCGACGGGGACGGCAUCGUCGGCACGACUUACUCGGCGCCGGUGAGCAGGACCGGCCGUGAAGCUGGCUCCGGCUCCAGCGACGAAGAGCUUUGUCGUUCGCAGGGCUUGUGCUACAGUCGCAGCGGCAGCGCGAUCUCGCAGCCGGUCCAGUUCAGGAGCUCGCCGCCGACGGAUGCUCACAAGCCGGUGCGCUCGCUCUCGCCGCCCCCGAAGCUCUUUCACGCCUCGGCCUACUCCUCAUCGUCCGCCUGCAUAGCCUCCGGCUCGUCGUCGGAGUACCCGCCGCGCUUUCAUCACCAUAGGCCUCGUUCGCGACCCAGGCCUCACUCUCAGUACCACUCGUACACGAACCUCGAUUCGCACCACCAUCACCACCUCCACCAUCAUCAUCAGUCGCACGGCCAUCACAGUCAGCAGCCGCUGCUGCCGCCCCCGUCCCAACUGCUCCAGCAGCAGCAACAGGACUUGGCGGACCUCGACGUUAUCGGGGCUUGCAGUCCCAGGAAGCGGCACAGGCCACCCCAUAGACUGCCCAGGCCUUGCCUCGACUUCGAGAAGAUGCAACAGUUGAAGGCUCAAGCAGUAACAACGUGGAGGCACACGAGCGAGCACGGCAAAGAAUUGUCCGUUUUCUGCUGGUGAGAAUGGUGAACCGUGGAUCUUUGCAAGGAUCUACGGUGACGCGCAGCAGCCGCGUCGUGCGAAUUGAAUCAAACUGAUCGGGUCAGCAGCAGUGGUGCUCGAUCAUCACUCAUCACCAUUAUCAUCACGAAUUUCAUCAGUUUCACCCUCACUGUCACCGAAGCAACCUCUGCGCCGGGGACUCGGUCAGAGACUUAGAAAAGGAGGAAGCAUCUAAAGAAGUCUGCUCUCGGUGCCUAAUCACUAUUCAUUCUCUUGAUUUAAGGUCGACUUUACCUUUACAAAUACACUGGAAACAUCAUUUAAAUCGUUAUUCAGAUAUAUUCAUUAGAAUCAGUCUUGGAGUUUAGUUCUAACUGAUUUCAACGAUUAAAUAACUAAUAAGCUGAGAAAAAAGAAUGAAUAAUUUUAAAGUUAUAGCUUGUUUGUAUCGCAUUUGUUAAAUUCAUGCUAUCGUUGUUUGAUUAAGAAAAGUAUUGAAACGUUUUAUUAUUAAAUGUAAACAGUUUUUUGUUUGUUAAUUUAUAAAAAGAAAAAUAUAUUUUAAUAGGUUGAUAUGCAAAUUUUGUUUCUGGUGUAUAUUUGAGCAUGCAAUCGAGUGAAAGUCCAAAAUGUACUUAAGACACGUAGAAAAAAAAAACUUAAAAAGCAGCACACCUUCGUAAGGGUGGCUUUGUGAUAGGGUCGCGUACCUUGUUUUUCUUUUAUUUCAUUAAGGACUGCUUUAAAUAAGGAUACUUAGAAGCGACUGAGUUUAAGAAAAAUAAUCUCUAAAGCGGACAAUGUAUCGUCCUGUAUUUCUGUGAAAUCACAAAGUGUACCACUUUUGGCUCUAUUUUGAAAAAAAGAGAGAAAACAUAUAAUCAUGUAUAAUUUUGCAUAAUUAUACGCGACUAUGUAUCUAUAUAUCACAGAUUUUAUCGAGAGCACAAAUUAUCUCUCGAUUAUAUUUAGGAAACUUUUCAAUGAUAAAGGAUAAAAAUGCGAUAAUAAAAUUGAAAAAAUAAAAAAAAUAUAUAUAUAUUCUUCUAUAACUUUCACUCGUAAUUGAUGAAAAAGAUCUUAAUGGAUCUUACUAAAGUAGUGAUAAAUAAGAGAUUAUUUUUCUUAAUAUAAAAUAACGAAUAUGAUCUUAAAGGGAAACUCAUCUUUUAAGAAAGCAUUAAUCGAUAAAAACUUGCCAAAUUCACCUUAAUUCUGCUAGUGAUUAAUCUUGAUGAAAUGUAUAGGAAUCAUGAAUUUUUAUUAAUUUCUAAUAUGAAAUAUGAAUAAAAUAAUGUUUCUUGUUUUAAAUGAUUAGAAUAUUUUGAGUAGCAUCCAUUGCUUGCUGCAACGGAAAUAUCUCAAAAUUAUUACAUUUAUUAUUACGUACAUACAUAUAUUUACGUUAGUUGUAAUGUUUUUUAAAAGUAUUAAUCGUCUACUGGUUUUGAUGAAAUUCGUCAAAUACAAAAAUACAUGUUAUAUAAAUGAAUAAAGCGUACAAUAAUGAACGAGUAAACUACUACUCUACUUCUGUAGCUCUAUAGUUCACUCAUCACAAGCAAAGAAUGAGUGAGGGCCUUCUGCCAAAAUAACGAAACAUAAAUGAAACAUGCAAGGACUUGAACUCACUCUCAUGCUCAAACGAUGUGUAAAGUUGAUCUUAAUUUUUUUUGCUUUUUAGUAACCGUAGAGUUAUAAUUUAAUGACUUUCAAAAUUUACUAUUUUCUGUUAUAUAAACUGCACACCAUUUUACGCGGAGGUAUAUAAAAAAAAAGUUAGCUGGAAAUAAAGCAGAUUAAAUAAAUAGAAGAAAAAACAGAGAAUGAUGGUGACGGUUUUGAGGCAGAUUUUAGGCAACCUUCAAUUCAUUUGUAAUUUUUAUACAUGAAAGAAGUAUAACGUGGUUCUGGUAUGUGCGAGUGUGACGAUUUGAGCGUACCUUUGGUGAUUUGUUAUAAAAGAACAUGAAGAGUUGUGUGUAAAGAAAAGGUUGAAAAAAUCGAAUAACGAAAAAAGCGGAUAUUGUGCGAUCGAACACGUUCGCUCGUUUUAUUGCGAUUCAUUCUAUCGUUUCAUCUAUUCUUAAUUUUUUCUAUGUACAAUUUACAAGUGAGAGCGUGCGUUCAACUAUUAACAUUAGGUCGUUAUUAAGCGACUAUGUAAGUACAUGCAUAUAUAUUCAAAUUUGAUGGAUGAACAGAGAAUGCAAAUUUAAUAGUUUUACAUUUUGUGUUAUCAUUCUGCGUUUAUAUGGGUUGUCAGUACAAAAGACUCUUGCUGAUUAGCGGUUUUGACAGAUGAAAAUGAACGAUUUUAUCAUUUUUUAAAUAUAAUUUUUAAAAAACCGCAUGCAGUAAUUUAUGUGAAACAUGCAUAUGUUAAAUUAUUUUGUUAAGAUACGUUUUUUUCCGUUAUGCAUAUCAAUAUUUUAAUGUUGAUGCAUUUUUAUUGCUAAAGGCUCUCAAUAUUUAAUUUUUAUAAAUAGAAUAAGUUUUUUUUAUUAGUACUAAACAUUAAUAAGUUUAGCGUUUAGAUGUUAUACAAAUUAAAUGAUGGUUAACUAUACUUUAAAAAGAAAACGAGACUUACUUUUUGAAAUUUUAUGAUCCAACAAUUAUAAGUGAAAUCGUAUUUUCAUCUUUAUUCAUAUUAUCUCUGGACUGAGAUGUUUUAACGCAAUCGAACGUGUUCAAUUGCGCUCAACAGCAAUGCUAGGUUUUAAAUGAGGAAGUGCAAUAUGAAAGAUGUAAAUUUGAUAUAGACCCAAUACGAAAUGUGAAAACGUGCGAAUUUUAUUUGACAUAUUUAACUUCUGUUAACUCCAUGCAAGUUUAAAAAAAUAGAACAAAGAAAUUUGUUUGUCUUGCAUUGCCAAAAUAAUAAAUACUUUAUCGAAACGCACGUGUAUAUGCAUAUAAUAAAAUGAAUAUACGCAUGUGUAAUCCGUAUAAUAAAAAACAUCUCAUUUAUCUAAUAACACUAUAUUAAUUGUCACAGAUAAUCACUGCGAUAUAGCGCUGCACUUGCCAGUAUUAUAGUCAGGAUUAAAAAAACAGAUUUUACAAUUUUAUGUUCCAUUUGUCAAAAAAAUAUAUUAUAAAUAUUGUGAUUUUGUCCAGGGAUUGAAGUAUCGUUAAUUAAGGUAUAUUUUUUUGCUGGGUUACCUUAAUUAAUGAUUUCAGAGUGAUGCUAAUUUUUUUCUAAAUAUUUUAUGUGUGUUGAAUAUUCAGUUAGAUUCUGUAUGUUUGCUCAUGUACAAUUUCACAUUUUUUUUUUGGAACGUGAUUUGCAAUAUAGUAGUUGCAUCGUUUUGCAAACGUAUUCUUACUAAAAAAUAAAUCCUCAGCAAAAUAUAGUGAACCGUUAAAGGAAAAAGUGCUAUACAUUCGUAUAAAAAUAAAAUAUACAGGCAAGAAAAUUAACAAACACUGACAUACAUACGAUUGAUUUAUAAUUACACUCAAGUCGGUAUUAUUGGCUGCGCGUUUAAUUAUAAAAGUCAUAUACGCGAGUGCAAGUUUUGAAAUGCGCACUCGACAUUUCACGAAUAAAUAAACAAUAUAAUUAUAUUAUAAUAAUAAUUAAGUUGGCGAAUUCCGUUUGAAACUACGCAGAUCUCGAAAAUGUAAUGUUUACGUCAGCGGAACGAAAAUUUAGCAAGCUUCUCAUAAAACUAAAACUGCGUUUUUCUACUGGUUUGCAGGUAUGACUAUGACCUCCUGUACGAGACAUGUGAGAUUAGAAUUGUGUGUAUCUGUGAUUGUUGAGCUAUACUUAUAAGCAAACAAGUAAUGAUAAAUUAUAGACAUUUUACUAUAGGUAAAAAUUUUUCUCCCUCAUUUAGACGUUAAUUUGUAUAGCUGCAAAUCUCUACAUAAAGUGAUUCUUUUCGAUUAGUACAUAAUAUUAUACAUACGUCGAGAAUAAGGCAUCGUUCAGUCAGCAAGGUUUACAUUUUUCUUGCUGCAUAUGAAAUGUAUAAAAAAUAAAGUAAGAAAACUGAUGAAAACAAAAAUAAUACAACCGAACUGAAACUUAACUUGCUUGAUCACAAGACAAAACGAAUUUAAAUAUCGUUGGGACAAUUUUUAAGAUCAAGAACCAAGUGCUCGAUUGAUAUUGAAAAUAAAAAAAUAUAUAUAUCAAAAAGAA